Falco peregrinus (peregrine falcon) is the source of this 3508-nucleotide messenger RNA. RefSeq names its product translation initiation factor IF-2-like. The transcript is spliced from 2 exons. NCBI's taxonomy places the organism in Eukaryota, Metazoa, Chordata, Aves, Falconiformes, Falconidae. Bases 369 to 1361 code for a protein of 330 amino acids. The record is from RefSeq and is a predicted model, not a curated record.
GCAAGAAUCCAGUGGAGGGAGGCGUUGGGGGCACACACCAGGCAGGCAGCCCCAGAAAAAGCCUCUCGGGAGCAGAACCAGGCUGGGGCCGGGGCAGCCCCCUUGCCACCUCCCUGCAGGCAGGCUGCCAGUGCCCACUCCGUGCGGGGCUGACAUCGCCCCCGAGCCCCCCGCAGAGCUCUGAACCUCCUCCCCCGCCCCUCGGGCAGCUGGGCCAUCCUUCCAGCGCAUCCCACAGCCCAGCAGGGGCCCAGCCCAGUAAGAGCUGGUCCGAAGCAAGGCAAGGGUCUCGACCCAGCUUCUGCCCCUGCCUUCAGGCGAGGUGCGGUAGGGCUGCCCGGGGGUCCCGGCCCAUCCCCGGCCCCGGGAUGAGCCGCCUGCUCCGGCCCCGAGGGAGGUACCAGCAGGGUCGGCGGCGGGGAGAGGGCCAGGGCCGGCCCCGAGCACCCCCGAGCCCCCGGCUCCGCGGAGUGGGCCGGCCGAUGCGAAGGCAGGGAACGAGCCCGGGAGCGGCGGGCAGCACAUGGCGGGCGGGGGGGGGUCACCCCGGCAGCCGCCACCUCCGUCCCGCGGGCGGCAAACCCCGUCCUGCUCCCGGGGACCUCCCGACGGGAGCCCCGCCGGCACGGCACGGCACUCACCGGCGAGCGGGGAGCUCCGGCACGGCGGGGGGCUCCGGGGAGGCACGGCACGGCUCCAGCACUCACCGGCGGGCGGGGGGCUCCGGGGAGGCUCGGCACGGCUCGGCACUCAGCGGCGGGCGGGGGGCUCCGGCACGGCGGCGGGCUCCGGGGAGGCUCGGCACGGCACGGCUCGGUACUCAGCGGCGGGCGGGGGGCUCCGGGGAGGGGAGGCUCGGCACGGCACGGCACGGCUCGGCACUCAGCGGCGGGCCCGGGCGCGGCGGUUUUAGCGCCGGUGCGGGCGGCGGGCGGGACGCUCUGUGGGCGCCACCCCUCGCGGCGGGGCGCGCGUCCCUGCGGGGGUGCCAGGGGGGUGCCCCGUGGGACCCGUCCCCGCCGCCUCCGCGGGCCGCCCCCUGCCACUCCGGUCCGCCCCCCCGCCCCGUCCGAGGGCCGCCCUGGAGCCGCGGGGUGCGGGUGGCCGGGGCGUCCGCUGUCCCCCGCGGGACCGGGACCGGCCCUCCGCCCCGCGCGGUGCAGCCCGUCCCCACGCUCCGGGGGGGCUGGGUGAUGCGCGGGGCCUGGGGUCAGCGGGCGGGGACGUUCGGCCCGUGGAGCCAAACCCCUUCCACACAUAGCAGCCGAGGGGAGCUCUCCCGAGAGGGAAAGCCUCCUGCACACCCCUCCAGCCCACCCCUCCCUCCCCCCGCGGCGCUGCUCUCUCUGUCCCCAGGCUGAGUAUGUUCUCGAGAUCUUCGGGUUUCCUCCCGGUGCCCUGUUUCCUCCCCUGCAUCCAUCCAUCCACCCACCCAGCACCUGAAGCCCCCCGGAUGAGGUUUCUGCUUGUGUUCACUUUCCUUCAGCUGAGCUUUGCCUCCUCUCGGAGUUCCCCUCUCCUUCAUCUCCUUCAUGCUUCCCACUGUCAUGGGCUCUGCCAUGGAUUUUUUUCUCCCAUGUUUUAGCCACUUGGAUGUCGGCUCACCCAAGGUGGGCACAGCUGCACAGUAUCACUCUGUCAUCCAAAAUCACUCCCACCUUUGUGUCUUCUGCUGAGGCCUCCCCUCCUCAUCACAGAGCUUGAGACAAGAGGCCCCAGACAAGUUACUUCUCCACACUGACGAGCUGUACCUCUUCUGCCUGGCCAUGAAUAAAAAGCCAGUGGAUCUGUGGCAGUGACUGUCCGGGUGGCAAGGAGGAGGGCGACGCAAGCAGAUGCUCCUCACUCUCACCUCCUGGCUUGGAAAAGGCAGAUUCCAGCUGCACUUGCUUUUUAUGGAGCCCCUAACUGCCAAAAAUAUCUUCAGACCAUCUCAAGUAUUUAUUUGAUUUUUUUGGUAGAGGGAUGUGCCUAUUAAAGAUAGCUGUAUGGAAAGCCUCAGGUGUUUUAAGCCCUGUUCAGAUUUAAGGACCAAUAUGUAAUGAGGGAGCUGACAGCUGGUUUGUGCUCUCCAGGUUUAGGAUGGUGGGUGGUUUCUCUCGGCAGGCAGUUUCAAUCCACGCUGCCUUGGUGGAUUCAGGAGCCCACCACGAGCUCUGCCUGCCUUUUGCCAGUGCUGCAUCAGCCCAAGCAAGCAUCCUCCGAGUGGGUGAGUGGGCAGGGGGAGACUACAGCGUCUGGAGGACACAGGGGCACUCAUGUGCUUUCUAGCUGUGCUGGCCCAGGGUUUUCUUUAGCUCUUACUCUUCCUAGCACCUAACCACCAGUGAAUGCUGACACCUUGGUAGCUCCAGGAGUGAGCUUCGUUCCUUCAGCUUUAGUAGCGAGUUCUCGAGUCAAGAGGUCUGUGUCUGGGCAACACUCUACAACAUGCUCCCAUGACUGACCGCUGCAGCGAGCACCACUGCUCAGCCCAGCACCAAGUGAUUCCAGCACCGACAACUGGUGAACAAAGGGGCCCUCCACCGAUAAACACUCGCCUCACCUCAGCUGUCUUGGAGAACAAAUACUGGAACGUCAGCCAGAGACCUUGGCCUGGCAAUCCUGAGCUGUGCUGGGGACACUUCAAUCUUUCCCCCAGAGUGGGGAAGGCAUGCGCUGACCCUUGCCAUUAGCUGCUGGCUUGUGCAUGGGGACAGCAUCCCCUCAUGGGGUUUCAAUUUCAUAGAACAGAAUCAUAGAAUUGUUUAGGUUGGAAAAGACCUUUAAUAUCACCGAGUCCAACCCUUAACCCAGCGCUGCCAAGCCCACCACUAAACCACAUCCCUAAGUGGCACAUCUACACAUCUUUCAAAUCCCUCCGGGGUGGUGACUCCACCACUUCCCUGGGCAGCCUGUUCCAGGGCUUGACAACCCUUUCAGUGAAGAAAUUUUUCCUAAUACCCAAUUUUAACAAAACCUGGCUGCCUGCGUGUACUCCCAUAGGUACAGGAGGCCAGGCAUUACCAGGGAGAAAGGUCUAGUUAUUAUGUUAUUGCAGAUGGGAAGUACCUUUACUGUUCAUCUCCAUUUAUUUCAUGUUCUGGCUAACCAUACCGAUUGACCGAUGCCAGCAGCAUUUGGCAGCAUCCCUUGGUUUUCCCAGGUUGGGGUGGUGCAGAACAUGAUCUCACCCCUUGCGAUGCAGGACCUAGAUUUAGCAGACAUUGCAUGUCUGAUGGCAGCUGAGAUGCCAUCAGGAAGCAGUGGUAUCAGAGCAAGCUGACCCACCAUAGUGGGAGGGACCCAGCUCUGGUUUGUCAUGCCUUGGUCUGGGGUUUUCCACCAUGACUGGCACAGCCCAGCCCAGCAAGGGCUGGGAACCCCCAGUAACCCCCAGUAUUAUCUGUCAGGUGUGUCUGAUACCUUUCUUCUCUGGAUUUAACCCUUUGGGCAGUUUCUCUGGUCUCAAAAAUGCAAAUAAAGCAAAGCUUUGCUUAGAAGUGGAGUAACUUACUUUGAGUCAUUU